AUGGCGAAGAACGACGCGUCGUUGCUGGAAUCGGUUGACGAGUUCCUGAAGCGGUGUGAGCAAUCGGGCGACGCCGCGUACGGCGCUCUGAGAUCAGUGCUGGAGCGUCUCGAGGAUCCGAAAACCCGAAGUCGUGCUCGGAUCUUCCUCGCCGACCUCCAGAAACGCUUCCCUACCAAGGACGACUGCGACCGCUGCUUCCGCACUUACCAUUUCCAGAUUGAGGACAUUUUCUUUGAUCAGUAUCAAGGUUACCAGGGAAGGAAGAAAUUGACAAUGAUGGUUAUCCCGAGCAUUUUUGUUCCAGAAGAUUGGUCCUUCACUUUUUUUGAAGGACUAAAUAGACAUCCGGACUCUAUCUUUAAGGACAAGACACUUGCUGAGCUUGGUUGUGGAAAUGGUUGGAUAUCCAUUGCCAUUGCUGAGAAGUGGUCGCCGUCAAAGGUUUAUGGCCUUGAUAUCAAUCCUAGAGCAGUCAAGAUGUCAUGGAUAAAUUUGUAUCUUAAUGCUUUGGACGAGAAAGGUCAGCCCAUCUAUGAUGCGGAGAAAAAGACCUUGCUGGACAGGGUUGAGUUUCAUGAAUCAGAUCUCCUAUCAUAUUGCAGAGACAAUGAUAUUCAACUAGAACGAAUUGUUGGUUGCAUCCCUCAGAUUCUUAACCCAAAUCCAGAUGCAAUGUCUAAGAUGAUAACUGAGAAUGCAAGUGAGGAAUUUCUACAUUCAUUGAGCAAUUAUUGCGCGCUUCAGGGUUUUCUUGAGGAUCAAUUUGGCUUAGGUCUAAUUGCUAGGGCCGUGGAGGAAGGAAUAACUGUCAUUAAACCUAUGGGGAUAAUGAUCUUCAACAUGGGGGGGCGUCCUGGACAAGCUGUUUGUAAACACUUGUUUGAACGCCGUGGCUUUCAGGUUAACAAGCUUUGGCAGACUAAAAUUCUACAGGCUGCAGACACAGAUAUAUCAGCAUUAGUUGAAAUAGAAAAGAACAGUCCACACCGUUUUGAGUUCUUCAUGGGACUUUCUGGAGAUCAGCCUAUUUGUGCUCGAACUGCAUGGGCAUAUGGAAAUGCCGGUGGUCGAAUCUCGCAUGCCUUAUCAGUUUACAGCUGUCAACUUCGCCAACCAAAUCAGGUCAAGACAAUAUUUGAGUUUCUUAAGAAUGGCUUCCACGACAUCAGCAGUUCUUUAGAUUUAUCGUUUGAUGAUGAUUCUGUGGCUGAUGAGAAGAUUCCCUUCCUAGCUUAUCUGUCCAGUGUUCUGAAAGACAGUUCUUUCUGCAAGUAUGAGCCACCAGCAGGAAGCAAACAUUUUCGUAACCUCAUUGCUGGAUUUUUGAAAACAUAUCACCGUGUUCCACUCAAUACUGAUAAUGUUGUUGUCUUUCCUUCAAGGGCUGUAGCGAUAGAAAAUGCCCUUCGGUUGUUCUCACCUCGUCUUGCAAUUGUUGAUGAACAUUUGACGCGCCACCUUCCAAGGAACUGGUUAACGUCUUUAGCAGUUAAGUGUGCAGGAACUGAUAAUCCUGCAGAGGAUUCACUUACAGUUAUUGAAGCGCCUCGACAGUCUGAUUUGAUGAUAGAGCUUAUAAGGAAGUUGAAGCCGCAGGUGGUGGUUACUGGGAUAGCCGAUUAUGAGUCUGUUACUAGUUCAGCCUUUGUACACCUUUUAGAUGUUACAAGAGAAAUUGGAUCUCGUCUUUUCUUAGACAUAUCUGAUCACUUUGAGCUAUCCAGCCUUCCGAGUUCCAAUGGAGUCCUCAAAUAUAUAGGAGGGACUGUUCUGCCAUCCCAUGCAGCAAUUAUAUGUGGCUUAGUGAAAAACAAGGUUUAUUCAGAUCUCGAAGUAGCUUUUGUAAUUUCAGAGGAGGAGAAUAUUUUCAAGGCCUUGUCGAAGACUGUUGAACUACUAGAAGGGAAUACAGCACCAAUUAGUCAAUGUUAUUACGGUUGUCUUUUUCAUGAACUUUUAUCUUUUCAACUUGCUGACAGACACCCACCUCCACAGAGGGAAUGCACAUCAGUUAAAUCAGCAGAGAUGAUUGGUUUCGCUAGCUCAGCAGACUCUGUUCUUAAUAAUGCCGAGUUGGCAAUUAAUGAGGCUGGGAACUCUUCCCUGAUUCAUAUGGACGUGGAUCAAACCUUCUUACAUGUUCCAUCACCUGUCAAUGCUGCAAUUUUUGAAAGCUUUGCCAGACAGAACAUAGCUGAGUCAGAAAUAGAUGUCACCAGCAGCAUUAAGGAAUUCAUAAAGAGCAAUUAUGGUUACCCACUUGGUAGCAACACCGAAUUUAUAUAUGCCGACAGCUCACUAGCUCUAUUUAACAAGUUGGUUCUUUGUUGCAUACAAGAAGGGGGGACAUUGUGCUUUCCUUCGGGCUCAAAUGGAAACUAUGUCUCCGCUGCAAAAUUUUUAAAAGCAAACAUUGUAAAUAUACCUACAAAGAUCGAAGAAGGCUUUAAACUGACAGACAAGGGUCUCUCUGGAGUCCUAGAGACUCUGCAUAAACCAUGGGUCUACAUAUCUGGACCAACAGUUAACCCAACUGGUGCGCUAUACAGCAACAAAGAGAUUGAAAAUUUACUGUCUACCUGUGCCAAAUUUGGCGCCAGGGUUGUGAUUGACACUUCAUUCUCGGGUUUGGAAUUUGACUUGGAGGGUUGGGGUGGCUGGAAUCUGGUGGACAGUUUGUUGAAGUUAUAUUCUUCUAGCAAGCCAUCCUUUUGUGUCUCUCUGCUUGGGGGAUUGUCUUUGAAGAUGCUGAGUGGGGGUCUCAAAUUUGGGUUUCUGGUUCUGAACCAGUCUGCUAUGGUGGAAACAUUUUAUAGCUUUCCAGGAUUAAGCAAACCUCAUAACACUGUUAAAUAUGCUGUGAAGAAGCUACUGGGUCUGAGAGAGCAGAAAUCAGGAGAUCUCUGGGAUGCCAUUGCUGAACAGAUAAGAAAUUUGAAGAGUCGAUCGAAGUGCUUGAAGGAGACGCUGGAAAAGAGUGGAUGGGAUGUGCUUGAAUCCUAUGGUGGUGUUUCCAUGGUGGCCAAGCCCUCAUCUUAUUUGAACAAGACUGUAAAGUUCAAGCAAUAUAAAGAUGGAGGCAGCACUGAAGAUGGAACAGUUCAUGAAGUUAAGCUUGAUGACUCUAAUAUCAGGGAGGUUGUUCACAAGGCUACGGGAUUAUGCAUCAAUAGCGGCUCCUGGACUGGAAUUCCUGGCUAUUGUCGUUUCACAAUUGCUCUUGAAGAAAGUGAAUUUGAGCGGGCAUUGGAUUGCAUUGUUCAAUUUAAGAAGACCAUCAGUAACUGAACGUCUUUAUCAGUCUUGCCUGGAAUCUGAUUCAGUUUUCUUGUUACUUGAAUGAGCUGGUCCGUCACAAGCCAAUCCUCUGUCAGCUUUCAAAAUUAAUCACAAGUAUGGUGUGAAUUUGUGGUUUUCCCUUACACUAUACCAAGCAAAGCAUUCUUCUCUCCUUGUUCAUUGAGCCUGAGAGCUUCAGGUUGUCACUGAUAUUUUCUCCUUUGUGCUACGUGGAACAUCCUCACUCAGUAACAUAUACUUAUAGUUGAGUGUAGGGUUUAGCUUCUCAUCUUUAAUGGAUUUGGUCUUUUGUUUUCUGACUAUCCCAGUUUUUGCUAUAAAUCGGGUUUUUAGGGGGUGUAAAUCACACCUUCAUGCAUC
Molecule: messenger RNA, 3663 nt
Organism: Fragaria vesca subsp. vesca
Lineage: Eukaryota; Viridiplantae; Streptophyta; Magnoliopsida; Rosales; Rosaceae
Product: methionine S-methyltransferase-like
Exons: 12
Coding region: 1-3291 (1096 amino acids)
Biological process (GO): biosynthetic process
Molecular function (GO): methyltransferase activity; pyridoxal phosphate binding
Source: RefSeq, a predicted model, not a curated record